Toxotes jaculatrix (banded archerfish) is the source of this 2751-nucleotide messenger RNA. It is a transcript of the gene wdr76, whose product is annotated as WD repeat domain 76. Bases 73 to 1743 code for a protein of 556 amino acids. Gene Ontology annotation, molecular function: protein binding; DNA binding. Lineage: Eukaryota; Metazoa; Chordata; Actinopteri; Toxotidae. The record is from RefSeq and is a predicted model, not a curated record. The transcript has 15 exons. Gene Ontology annotation, biological process: regulation of DNA damage checkpoint. Gene Ontology annotation, cellular component: nucleus.
GAGAGGUGUGCCUGUUUCACCCGCAUUUCUCUCGAAGGACCAUCUUUUGUAAAUCAUUAUAACGGCACUAACAUGUCGACAAGACGAGCAAAACGCGAAGCUAUUGUAAAGGUACAACUAUUGGAAAGGACCCCUGUGAAUCUUGAGGAAGCGGUCCGACGGUCAUCUCGCAAAGCCUUACUAGCUCCUAAACGCCUUCAGUACUCUCCUGAAGACAGCACAGCUGAAACACCGAAGAAGAAAAGGAGAACAAAAACGCACGGUGACAAAAACACACAGAAUAAGACACAGGAUGUAAAGGAGGAGGAAGCUGAAAGUAGUGAUGUGGAGCAUACAUCUAGCGGACAUGGAGGACUUUCAGCAUAUGAACUGGAGCGACUGGAGAACAUCAGACAGAACCAAGCCUUCCUGUCUUCUAUCAACUUAUUUCAGGCCACGGAGGAGUUGAAGCAGUUGACACGGCCAAAGCCAUCGCAGAGGGGCCUCAUGAGGUCACAGGCUGCUGCUAAAGAAGUGCUGCCAGCUCGCAAAUCCCUUCGUCUCCAAAAUAAAGAGGCAGAGAUCUUGACUCUUCCCCCUGAACCGAGGGGGGCGCUGAUCUAUGAACAGUCUACACCACUCAAGAAGCCUCCUGGCCCUCUGCCCAUGGAUCCAGUCAACGUGGAAGAGGGAAGCAAACUGCCUUCAGAACUUCUUAAGCUCUGCUCUGAGAACUCAACAGAGGAUAAAAAGGUGGAGCUUGACCUGAAAGAGUACAGGUCAGCCCUUAAGAACAUGAGGAUAACUGAGGACAGAGUGGCCAAAGUGGUGAAGGAUCGCAUCUUCUCUGCUGCUUUCCACCCCUGCUCCAGCAACCUGCUGAUGGCCGCAGGAGACAAGUGGGGGAAAGUUGGCCUCUGGCAGUUGGGUGGUGACUGGGGUGAUGACGGCGUGCUGCUCUUUGAGCCUCACACUCGUCCAGUGGGCUGCAUGGCGUUCUCCAGGGCUCAUGCCACCCACCUGCUGAGUCUCAGCUACGAUGGAUCUCUGCGCUGCAUGGAUGUAGAGAAGGCUGUCUUUGAUGAUGUGUAUGAUAUUGAAGAUGGCCUGAAAACCUUUGACUUUAUGUCACAUGACUGUUUGACACUGGUUGUUGGGAACUGGUAUGGAGAAGUUGCCAUCGUCGACAGACGAACCCCAGGAAACUCCCACGAGUCCCUUCACUCACUGGACCCAAAGGCUCUGCGAUGUGUUAGCGUCCACCCUUUACAGAAGCAGUACUUUGCUGUGGCAGAAAGCAAGGUAGUGAGUAUUUACGAUAGCAGAUGCCUGAAGAAGACCAAAAGCCAGGCAGUCUCCCAGCUGCAUGGCCACUCUUUAAGCAUAUCCAGCGCUUAUUUCUCCCCUUGCACGGGGAACAGAGUUCUCACUUCCUGUAUGGAUAAUCACAUAAGGGUAUAUGACACAUCUGCAAUGACUACAAAAUCUCCCCUGCUGACAACCAUCAGACAUGACAUGCAAACAGGCCGCUGGCUGAGCAAACUGUCAGCAGUGUGGGACCCCAAACAGGAAGACUGCUUUGUGGUGGGAAGCAUGCUGAAGCCUCGGAGGGUACAGGUGUUCCACGAAAGCGGGCAGCCGCAGCACACCUUCAUGAAUGACGAGAAUCUUAACACAGUGCUGUCAGUCACUGCUUUCCACCCCGCAAGGAACGUCUUACUGGGGGGCAAUGCAUCAGGUCGCCUGCAUGUCUUCUCUGACUAAGAGAAAGACCUAAACAUGUAUGACCAGUACCUCCAGUUGCCUUCAGCAGGGCUGAGGAACAGGUUCCCUCCUUUAGCUUUAAUACAUUAUUUUCAUUCUCGUACUGUAGCUAAGUAACAUGCUAGUAAUUUACAUAUUGCUUACUGUCUUUAAAUCACUAAUCAUGUUCAUAGAGAUGUUACAAUCACAGGUACAGUAUGAUCAUUCAUACCCUGUGCAGUAACGCAGGAUCAGAGUUUUCUUCUUCACUAUUCACAACAAAAUACACAUUUAUUCCUACACAGGUUAAGUAGUGUCAGAGAGGCUCGUCAAGCUCCUGCUUUUCUUAGAGAUGCGGAGAAACGGAGAGGAUGUGUUAAUCGGCAUGUACAGUGCUCGUACAGCGGCCAGCAAAAGCUCAGGUUUGGUCCAGAUUUGGCAGAUUUGCAGCUGUGCCAGAUUAGUUCCUUGGAAAUUAUCUUGACUUCUGAUUGGAGCCUUUCCGUUAACAUGUCAUCAUCUUUUGUUUUUUUUUUUUUGUUUUUUUUUUAUUUUGUUUUUGAAAGGGUGUUGUCUAAGCAGCUGUUGGACCUUUUGAAAGUGAGGUGACUUUAAUGUCACUAAAUACAAUUUCCAUGAUAAUACACAAAUCUGUCAUUCCAUUUUGAGAUAAGAUUUUUUUUUCUAUUGAUCAGUAACUAAUUUACAUCCUGUGGCAUUCAAAAUAAAAAGUGAAAAUUCAGGGGUUUGAAAAGUUUGUAUUGCUGACUCUGUUUACUUUUUUGAUCUCAUAUUUACUUUGUUAUUCUCAUAUUUGUUAUUCUUCAAAUGUCCUGCAGAACCUAAGAAAUGUCUAAGCUGGGUUCCCUGAUAUAUUUGCUUGUUUUUUGUUCUUGUGGUUCCAUGAAUUUGUAAGAGCAACAUUAUUUUGACCAAGUGGCACCUUUUGUAAAGUAGAUGUUUUUCAUUUCAUGUUUUUUUAUAUGUUGUUUCUGAAGCAAAUAGAAUAAAUAUAGAGACAUUUUUAUA